This is a messenger RNA of Nerophis ophidion (straightnose pipefish), 1593 nucleotides long. Its product is annotated as oocyte zinc finger protein XlCOF8.4-like. Gene Ontology annotation, cellular component: nucleus. The transcript has 3 exons. The record is from RefSeq and is a predicted model, not a curated record. The coding region runs from base 342 to 1559 and encodes 405 amino acids. Lineage: Eukaryota; Metazoa; Chordata; Actinopteri; Syngnathiformes; Syngnathidae.
GAGGAAAUGUAAGGUCCCGUCGUUGUUCUCGCGAGAUCUGACAACUGCGUGGGAAGCGGACGAGGAAAAAGCAAGAUGGCGUUUGACGGGGAAGACGUCGUAUUAUGUUCAUAAUAUUUAUGUGUUCUUAGUCAGUGCGUACAUGCAUGUCGUUUGAUAGAGUAAACAUCUUUGAUAUUUGUUCGUACCCGGAUACAUUAGUCCGAGCGCACUUUGACGAUUCUCGUGCUUAGCUAGUUAGCUUAGCGUGUUAGCCGCUAACAAAGACGGGCGGAAGUGAUCAAAACACAUCGCUAAGCAGAGAUCAAGUGUGAGUGUAAAGUGUUGUGAUUGUGUGAAAAAUGUGCGAAAGAAGGAGAGCAGAGUACGAGGAGGAACUUUGUCCAACAAAAGAGAAGAAGCGACAACAUCAACCUUUAGAUGCAGUUUUCAAGAAACAUCAAGUUGUGUUACACAGAACAGACGCCCAGCAGCCCCCCCACAUCAAAGAGGAAGAGGAGGAAGUGUGGAUCACUCAGGAGGAAGAGUGUCUCCUAGGGCAGGAGGAGGCUGAUCUCAGCAAGUUUCCACUGACUGUUGUCUCUGUGAAGACUGAAGAGCAUGAAGACAAACCACCUGAGUCCUCACAGCUUCAUCACAGUCCAAACGUCUGUGAAGAACAUCUUCUCCCUGAGCAACAGGAGUGGAGCUGCAAGAUGGAGGAGGAGGAGCCACAGCCCUCCCACUUUAAAGUGGUAGACACAGCGCUGCAGACCCCCCAUUUUAAAGAGGAAGAGGAGGAACACCGCAUCAGUCAGGAGGGAGAGCUGACUGUGUUCUCAGUGGUUGUGAAGAGUGAAGAUGAUGAGGUCAAAGUUGAGAGUGAGGAGAAGAGAGAGGCGGAGCUUCCAAGCAGCUCAACAGAAGCUGAUGGAGACCACUGUGGAGGAUCACAAGCAGACAAGCUCUUAGCUCCACUAUCAGAUAGUGAGGACACAACGUCACACUCUCCUGACACUGAUGAUGAAGACUCUAAAGAUGAUAAGACAUGUCACACUGACAACACACACCUGACGUGUUCUUACUGCGACAAAACGUUCAAUUACCUUUGCCGUCUGAGAACACACAUGAGGAUACACACCGGAGAAAAACCAUUUACCUGCUCAGUGUGCGGUAAAGGCUUCGCCCGAAAAGACGUGCUGAAAGAACACAUGAGAACGCACACCGGCGAAAAGUCUUUUACCUGCUCGAUCUGCGGGAAAGGUUUUGUGACAAGUACACAUUUGAAGGUGCACACCAGGAUGCACACUAAAGAAACACCCUUUUCCUGUUCAAUGUGUGGCAAAGGUUAUGUGACGAGUACAAAUUUGAAAGUGCACAUGAGGAGGCACACCAGAGAAAACACCUUCAUCUGUUCUGUCUGUGGCAAAGAUUUUUUACAAAAUCACGACCUGAAAAGACACAUGAGGACACACACCGGGGAGAAAGUGUGGUGUUGCAGUGUGUGUGGGGAAGGAUUCUCCUAUAAGUACCAGUGUAAGAAACACAAGUGUGCUGGUGAGGACAGCAGCGGGAAAUGAAGAUGCAGGAUUUGAAAUAAACUGUCAAAACUUU